AUGGAGACGGCUAUGAACCGCUCUGAGGCCCAGCAAAUCAAACUUGAGAAGCUCACGGCGUUUAUCGGGCACGAGCAAGUGGCUCUUAUAGUGUCGCAAGGCCCGGAUGCACUUCGUGCACGUCUCGAGGCCUUCUCGAACUUUGAGUCCACGUUAAUCGGACAGGUCCAUGACCACUUGGCAUCUGCCAUGCCCACUCGGUAUGUUCCAAUAACCGAAAACUGA
This is a messenger RNA of Peronospora matthiolae, 225 nucleotides long. Lineage: Eukaryota; Oomycota; Peronosporomycetes; Peronosporales; Peronosporaceae. The record is from the annotation of a GenBank genome assembly.